GCCAACCGGAGUUCAGUUUACAGUCAUUCCUCAUGCGCUCUUCCUUUGCGUUGUGUCUGCCUUCAAAAGACAUUUGGACGAAGGGCAGACCACUUCCACUUCAGGGAAAACGGAUAUUUUUCCAGAUAAAUAUUUCAUGUUGCUUAAUUUGAAUGGAAGAAGGCGCUAUCAAGUCAAGUGGUGUCCAACCUACCACUUCAAACAGAACGGCCUCGUCUCGCUCUCAAGUCAAUCGUUUACUACUUCCUUAUAGUUAUAGCAGCUAGAUAUUUUUUUUACAAGGAUUUGAACUCCAGCUAGCGGUGGGUCUAAGUUAGCUAGCUAACUGGAAACGCAGUUAUUAACCUUCUUGAAUAGCAGGAAGUGGUUUUAUAUUUUAAGCUAUUUUCUAACGCUUUGAAUAGCUGAUGUCCCUAAAGUUAGCUAGCUGCUAUCUCGUUUCUUUUGGGUUCCACUGCCUGGAAAUAUUGCUUGGAUUUGCAACCAGCUAAGUUAACGUUGGCUAGUUUGACAGUUAGCCUCAUUAUCUUAGUUAAUGUAUAGUUUUCCUAUGCAUUAAUCGAGAUAGUCGACUUCUAAAGUAGCUAGGAGGCUAAAGAAGCAUCCUUAUUAAACAAGGAAGUCAGAAUUAACUAUGCCAGUUGUACCAUUGUUUUUGUUCAAUACCAUGCAGUGAGAGGGUGACUCACUGGAGGCUUUUUUUAAAUUGCACGUAGUAGUUUGAGCUGCAGUGGGCACGAGCAAAUAGCGCAAUUUAUCGUCAAUACCAUUCUUCGAAGUUUUGCCAUCUUUUGUCUCGUAUUUCGAUAGUUAGGAUAGAUCGCAAGCCAGCUGACUGAAGGGCAAAAUGAUUCCAGACAAAGCACCAAAGGAGGACGUAUUUCAUGCAGGAGGAGACUUAAAGAAGGAUGCUCAUGUACCCAACUUUGAGAAGUACAAAGAACUCUACCUGCAAUCUAUUGAACAUCCAGAUGAGUUCUGGGGUGACAUUGCAAAAGACUUCUACUGGAAGUCGAAGCACACGGGCCAGUUCAUGGACUACAACUUUGACGUGACGAAGGGGGAGAUCUACAUCAAGUGCAUGGAGGGGGCCACCACCAACAUCUGCUACAACGUCCUGGACUGUAACGUUCAUGAGAGGGGGCUAGGGGACAAAGUGGCAUUCUACUGGGAAGGGAACGAGCCUGGCGACGAGAUGACGGUGACAUACAGAGAGCUGCUCCAGCAGGUUUGCCAGUUUGCCAAUGUGCUCAAAUCCCAGGGGUUGAAGAAGGGCGACCGCGUGUCCAUCUACAUGCCAAUGGUGGUGGAGCUGGUGGUGGCCAUGCUGGCUUGUGUGCGCAUCGGGGCUGUGCACUCAAUCGUGUUUGCAGGCUUUUCGGCAGAGUCGCUGUGCGAGAGGAUCCUGGACUCCCAGUGCUCGUUGCUGAUCACGGCCGAUGGCUUCUACAGAGGAGAUAAGCUAAUCAACCUGAAGGUGAUCGCUGACGACGCACUACAGAAAUGCAGGGACAAGAGUUUCCCAGUACAGAGGUGUAUCAUGCUUAAACACCUGUCCAAGGAGGUGGAGGCCAUUCCCCUCAGCUCUCAGUCUCCCCCAGCCAAGCGGCCCUGUCCUGACCUGCAGCAGGAGAAACAGAAAGACAGAGUAAAGAAAAUCCGUCCCGUCCCUCAGGUGCCGUGGAACCCUGAGGUGGAUCAGUGCUGGCUCAGCCUGCUGAGUGGUAUGUCUGAGGAAUGUGAACCAGAGUGGUGUGACUCUGAAGAUCCCCUCUUCAUCCUCUAUACCAGCGGCUCCACCGGGAAACCCAAGGGUGUGCUGCACACGAUCGGUGGCUAUAUGCUCUACGUGGCCACCACCUUCAAACUGGUGUUUGACUACCAUCCUGAGGAUGUAUACUGGUGCACGGCCGACAUCGGCUGGAUCACGGGCCACUCCUUCAUCACCUACGGGCCCCUGGCUAACGGGGCCACCAGUGUCCUGUUCGAGGGUCUGCCCACCUAUCCGGACGUCAGCCGCAUGUGGGAGAUAGUGGACAAGUACCAAGUCACCAAGUUCUACACGGCGCCCACAGCCAUCCGCCUCCUCAUGAAGUAUGGGAGCGAGCCCGUCCAGAAGUACAAGCGGGAUUCUCUGAAGGUGCUGGGGACGGUGGGGGAGCCCAUCAACCCGGAGGCGUGGCAGUGGUACUACAGCGUGGUGGGGGAGAAGAGGUGCCCCGUGGUCGACACCUUCUGGCAGACUGAGACCGGUGGCCACGUGUUGACUCCUCUACCUGCUGCCACGCCCAUGAAGCCUGGCUCUGCUACGUUUCCUUUCUUUGGAGUUGUCCCUGCCAUUUUGAAUGAGUCUGGGGAGGAGCUUGAGGGACCAAGCGAGGGUUACCUGGUGUUCAAACAGCCCUGGCCAGGAGUCAUGAGGACUGUGUUUGGGAACCACCAGAGGUUUGAGACCACCUACUUCGAGCAAUUCCCAGGAUACUACGUCACUGGUGACGGUUGCCGUAGAGAUAAGGAUGGGUAUUACUGGAUCACAGGGAGGAUAGAUGACAUGUUGAAUGUCUCGGGUCACCUGCUGAGCACGGCAGAGGUGGAGUCAGCCCUGGUGGAGCACGAGGCGGUGGUCGAGGCAGCGGUAGUUAGCAGGCCGCACCCUGUCAAAGGGGAGAGUCUCUACUGCUUCGUCACGCUUACCGACGGAGUCAGCUUCAGCCGCACCCUGGAGGCCCAGUUAAAGAAACAAGUGAGAGAGAAGAUUGGUGCCAUUGCCACUCCAGACUUUAUACAGAAUGCCCCAGGCCUUCCCAAGACCAGAUCAGGUAAGAUCAUGCGGCGUGUGCUACGUAAGAUUGCCCGUAACGAGCGAGACCUGGGCGACGUGUCCACGCUAGCCGACUCCUCGGUCAUCGAACUGCUCUUCCAGAAUCACUGCUGUGGCGCAAUGUGAGCUCACAACUACAGAGGAGGCCACAGUACCCUGACACUCUUACCGAGGCUGAACAGGGAGGACGAGGAACAGGGAGGACGAGGAGCAGAAGAAGAUGUAUAAAUGUAACUGUAGAGCCUUCACUGUGGGACUUGAGCCAACACUUGGGUUAAACAAACACAACAAAAUCCCUCUAGUUUGUCAGCAGUUCAGUUCUCCCCUCUUGAGUACACUUAAUGUACUAAUAGAUUCAAAAGUUUUUUUUUAAAUUCUCUCCAUUUGAACUAUGUACACUUGUUAUUUUGUCCUUUUUAUUUCAUUGCCGUUUGACAAAGGAUUGCUAUGCAUGUUUGUCUGCACGCUUGAAAUGUUUUAAGUUUUUGAGAUGCAUUUUCCACUCCAGCUUUGUCUUCUAGAGGCAGAGGGGGCUUGUGUACUAGCAUAACUGUGCUGAACACUCCUCUUUCCUCUGGUUAGACUGGGUUGAUUGUAUUAGAAAUAAAUCCAAGGUCCCCCUUUGAAGAAAUAGAUGAAGGAUAACUGAAGCCUUCAUAAACCCUUUUAUAUGGCCGAUGUCAUUCACCAGCAACUGUCAUGCUAUUUCAGAAGGUCUGACGGGUAAUGCCACACUAGAUUCAAGGACCUGUUCUAUUACCCUUUAUAUGGUAUGGCUUUGCUUCUACACAGAGUGUACUAAACGUUAAGAACACCACCUUAAUAUUGAGUUGCACCCCCCCUUUGCCCUCAGAACAGCCUCAAUUCGUCGGGGAAUAAACUCUACAAGGUGUCGCAAGCGUUCCACAGCUUUCACCUGGUCAGUCUGUCAUGGAAAGAGCAGAUGUUUCUAAUGUUUUGUAACUCCGUGUAUAUGAUUUGUGAAUAACUGAUUUAGUCCUUGUAAAGGAUUUCAAGACUUCAUAAGUUGUUUAAAGUGGGACCAAACAUAACAUGUCAGACCUGUUUAAAUGUAUUUUAAAUAGUUUAUGAAAUUUCAUUGUGUCCGUGCCAACACUUAAAAAAAGAAACAUUUUUAACAGUAAGCUAUUUGUUUUGAAAGCAUUUGUCUGUAUUAUGUCACAUGUUUUUCAGUUUUCUUUUUGUUGCCCCUUUGUAUCAAAGUGACAUGCAAUAACAGUAAAUGGACUGACUGAUCUGAUCUAUUUUUUAUUUUGGGAUAUAAACCUGGAUUCUAGGCACCAAAUGGUAGAAAACAAACUAACAGGGAGAGACUACUUGGACUUUUUAAUUUUCUGUUAAACUUUUCAAAAUGUUUUCCAUUGCAUGUCCUAAUGAGUACAACUCUGUGCUGGGCGUGUUGGAGCGCUGUGAUCGUUCUAUUCAUUCAGUUGCUUCUCAUCUCACACCUUUGCAGUUCUUCUUGACCUUUCCUACAUUUCCAGUAGAUGGUGCUAUUAUUAUACAAGACCUACAGUAUACUGUGUUCAGUUAUUAGCUAGAAUCCUUAUUUUCUACAUCUGUUUUUCAUCAUAAAUUAAUGAUGUGUAUAUAUCCAUUGUUUCUUGAAAAAAAUAUCUAAAUGCUUCAUGGGCUUAGUUUUGCUGGCAUACACCAUCAGAACCUUAUAAGCUUGUUUUACUCCAAUGUUUGUAAACAAACAAUAUAUGGGCUCAACAUGGUUAAAUUGUAAUAUCAAGGAUGGUCAGACAUUGCAGCCAUAGUGCUAUCUAUGAAUUUGAGUGGUUCCAUUUCUCCAGGCCCAUCCCUCAACUUUUACAGAAACAAAGGCUAUUGACUGCGUUAUUGUUUCAAUUAAGAACUCUAGUUUUAAAGAACAGGAUCUUUGGGUAUAUGACAUAAAGAAGGAUAGAGUCCUGUAGUGGCCAAAAGGCCAUGUUAGCAUUGGCAGCGCCGUUGAAUACUUCCACCAUUUUAGUCUAGUCAUUGGGUGGGACUUCCAAUUUCAUUGGCUGGUGACCCUGUUGGGGCGUGUCCAAACGUGUCAUCAGGAGGGAUCAGCCAAACGUGAAGAAGAAAAUUGACUACUUUGAAAUGGAAAUAGCCUCUAUGGCACUGCCCGUGCUGUCACAAACGCUAUAAUGGCACAGAUACAAAGACGAGUCUGCUAUAUAGUAUCUGACUGAACAUGACAUGAGUUGAUGUAAUAAUGGUAUAUUUAGUUCCUGAAUCAGAAUACUCUAGGUAGGAGACAGGAAUAAUACUGACACCAUACUGCCCUAAUCAGCCUUACUGCUUUAUGCUACGCUGACUGGGGGCUUCUUCAUCUUGUCGAUAAUUGACAUUUGUCUGCAAUAAUUGCCAUUAUUUUUUCAAGAUCACUUGGAUACAUAAGAUGAGUAAACCAGUCCUUAAUCUUUCCCUGUUUUUUUGUGUCGCAUCCAUUUUUCUGGUCAUUUGACUAAAUCAUAAAAUAGUCUAAUAUUGGAAAGUGUGAAUGUAUUGAAGGAUAUGCUACUGCUGUAAAUUAAGUAAUUCUGUGUGUGCUGUCUGGCUUGCUUAUAUAAUUGAGAUGUAGCUGAAUCGUUAUUGUUUUGUAUUGUUUGUUCAUGCUCUGUUUCAUCCACUGCCUAUUUAACUGGAAGCCACCAGCCAGUAUCCUGUAGAGUUGAAGAUUAAUAAAUAUAUGAAUGAUCCA
This is a messenger RNA of Oncorhynchus tshawytscha (Chinook salmon), 5540 nucleotides long. Its product is annotated as acetyl-coenzyme A synthetase, cytoplasmic. Gene Ontology annotation, biological process: acetyl-CoA biosynthetic process. The coding region runs from base 848 to 2947 and encodes 699 amino acids. Gene Ontology annotation, cellular component: cytoplasm. Lineage: Eukaryota; Metazoa; Chordata; Actinopteri; Salmoniformes; Salmonidae. The record is from RefSeq and is a predicted model, not a curated record. Gene Ontology annotation, molecular function: acetyl-CoA synthetase activity. The transcript is spliced from 18 exons.